Owenia fusiformis is the source of this 415-nucleotide messenger RNA. NCBI's taxonomy places the organism in Eukaryota, Metazoa, Annelida, Polychaeta, Sabellida, Oweniidae. The record is from the annotation of a GenBank genome assembly.
AUGAUGUGAACUCAAAGUCAGUUGAUAUGGACUCAAAUCCCAAUGAUAUGGACUCAAAGGCAAGUGACUUGGACUCACAAUCUGAUGAUAUAGACUCAACACCUAAUGGUAUGGACUUAAAAUCUGUUGAUAUGGACUCAAUGUCUGAUAAUAUUGACUCCAAAGUUCCAAUAAGUGAAGAAGGUUCAUAUUUAUUAAUUAAUUUUGAUCAUACUAACAAACAGCCAAUUCUAAAAGUAGUGCUUCCAAAAUUAUCAAAAUCUGAGAUAAAGAAGUAUACGAAAUAUAGCACACUUGACCGAGGAAAUCAUGUUGGAUCCAAAGAAAUAUGUUUUGAUGAUUCAAAAGGAGUGAGCAGCGACAAAAUUGAUCAAAUUGUAUCAGUAGACAUUGUCCCUAAAGAAAAACAUGAAAC